Cokeromyces recurvatus is the source of this 2146-nucleotide messenger RNA. Its product is annotated as TRAPP trafficking subunit Trs65-domain-containing protein. Bases 15 to 2081 code for a protein of 688 amino acids. Gene Ontology annotation, cellular component: trans-Golgi network; TRAPPII protein complex. The record is from RefSeq and is a predicted model, not a curated record. Lineage: Eukaryota; Fungi; Mucoromycota; Mucoromycetes; Mucorales; Mucoraceae. Gene Ontology annotation, biological process: intra-Golgi vesicle-mediated transport. The transcript has 6 exons.
AAAAAAAAAAAAAGAUGGGUUCAAUAUCAACUGAAUUAUUCUUUAAUGAAGCAGAAUUUAGAAUCAUCAUCCCAAAUUAUAAUAAUGAAGGGAACGAUAAAGAGGAUCCUCUUUCUAUAUUAGACGCUAAUCCACGUGAAUUUGCUUUCUAUGAUGAACAAUUGCAAGUUUACUUGUUUGCUUGUAUACCUAAACAUGUAGCAGGUGAUGGAGAAGAAGUUAAAAAGGCUAUUAAUUCCUUCUAUUGUCAGCUAGAAGUAGCAUUUGAUGCAACCUUUCUUGAUACUUCUAGUCAAUAUUAUAAUGGCAGUAGUAAUAUUAUACCUACCUUGAAUAGGUCAUCAUCAAUUAGAACACAAUCAUCACUAUCUACAUCUCCUAAACUAGGCAGUAAUUUGAAUCAUCAACGCCGUGCAGCAGCUGAGAUAACCACACCCUUCUUUACACAAGCUUACAAUAGAAAUAAUAAGAAUGCAGAAUUGAUGUUAUUUGAGUAUGACGAUAGUUUUUGUUGUCUUUAUCCAGUGAUUGUUCCUAUCGUUUAUGCAAAGACAAAAUCAACGACUCCAUUUUUGUCAAUUAAUUCAAACAUUCAAUAUAGACCAAUACCAUUAAAAAGAGCAAAUACUCAGGAGGACCAACUUACAACAACAGAUGACUCUGAAUACGAUACUGACUUGUUUGACACAAUUAAUUUACUAAGUGGAUUAGCAGAUGAUCCUGUAUUUAGUGAUCAGGAACGUCCUCUUCAAAGAUUUAUUUUUGAAAGUCAUUCAAAACAUCCAACAGGCUCAUCUUCUUCAUUAACAAGUGGAAACAAUAUCAAUGCAGGAUCAACUCAACUCUCAAUGAAACGUAGUAUACGUGAAAAUUUACCUAUUCGAUCAGGAUUAGUCGUAAAAAUAAGAACUACAAAUGCUUCUGUUGCUGAUAAGAUGGUAAUGAUGUCUGUUGAAUUAGAGAAUCCAGCUGAAGUAGGUUGUGAAUUUUUAUUGGACCAAGUUGAAGUACAAGUCUCGAAUGCUAUAGUUACAAUGUCAUUCAAUGAUCAGUCUAGUGAAACUCUAUUUCCUAUUCUAUUAAAUAAAUCUGAUCUUUUAGUUUUUGUAUAUGACAUAACUUUGCUAGAGGAUGGAUCAGCUAAGCCGCCUACACAACCACAACGUAUAUUCCAUUCUCGAAGACUACCUCCGCAACAACAACAGCAACAUGCAAACUACAGUAACGAAGACAAAAUUCAACCUCAGCGUGUCUCUAUUCAAAUAGUAGGAUACCCUUUAAUUGAAGGUAAAAAGGGCUUACCGAUGAGAUCUAAAUGGAACACAAUGCUCGAUGUUUCAAGCAUACGACAGCAAAAAAAGGAAGAAAUAUCCGCACCUUUCGUAUCUGAGAAAUUUAAUACUAUCUCUUCUGUAACUUCUCUUUCACCUACUGUUAUGUCACCUUCUAUGGCAAGAUCUCAAUCUAAUAACAUAUUUUCGCCAGGUGCACGUUCGAUAGUGGGUAGUCCUGGUGGAGGAAAUCAAAUGAAUCAUUCAUUAGAAGGGGUGUUUGGUAUGAAGAAGCAAGGAGGAAUAAGUAUGAUAGGAAGGCGUGCACCUGAAAGAGAAAUUGCAGAUGGUAUCAUAGUAUCAUUUACGGUACCAGAUACAAUUGUAGUUGGUAAAACGUUUCCCUUGCAUAUCUUUAUUGUGAAUAAAUCUAAACAUACAAGAAGGUUUCAAGUAAUGAUACCCAAUCGUAGGAGACAUCCUACAGAAAGUUAUGGACAGACAUUGAAGACUACAUUACCUCCUUUACCUAUGGAGCAGAUGCCAAUUGAUCCUUAUAUGGACGUAUCAGAAUUUUUGAAGCAAUACUUUGAAAAUGAAACUCAUGAAGCAGAUAUUAUUUGUCUAGAAAAUAAUAUUAGAUUAAGCCCACUUGGACCUUCUACAUCACAAAGUGUAGAUAUUCAAUUUAUUGCUGUAAAAGAUAAACUACAUACAAUUGAUCUAGUACAACUUGUAGACCAGGAUACAGGCUUUGUUACCAAUCUGCGUCAUGUAUUAGAAGUUUAUGUCGAACAACAGCAAUUGUAAUUAAUUUGGCGGAGACAUUUUUUUUAUUAAUGAUAUUGUUUCAAAAAAAAAAAAAAAAAAAAAAA